AGACUCCCCUGAUAUCCCAUUCUCUCUCCCCCGGACCAAACAGGGUCUUCCUCCAUUUCCCCUACCGAUCGAUGAGAUCAGAGCAAGUUCUCAUCAUCUCUAUUUAGUACCUACUUCUUUCCCCCCCUCAAAACAAGUCCUCAAACUUUUCCUAUCCUUCACUUCCACUCCAAAUCUGGACACCUCUCUUAACUUUUAAGUCCUCCACGUGUCCCCCUUGGCUUCUUGAUCAUCGCCUAAUAUGAUGAACCAAGCCCAAAACAACGGUGGCUAUCCUUCUGCUCCUCCUCGUCGGAGCUUCUCCAUGAACCCCAACGAUAUGUUCCACGGCAGCCUCAUGGGUUUCGCCCCGCCGCCGCCUUCUUUCUUCUCAUCGUACCCUCCGAGCAACGCACCGGCCGCGAUGUCCAACUUCUACUACAACCACCACCAACAAGAAUUACCAGCUGUUCAUCACCAGCUGGCGGCGGCGCCGCCGCCGCCUCUCCUGCCUCUCCCGGCCACCGCCCCCAUCGGCAGGCCCCACCACGGGUCCCUUCCCACGGCUAAGAAGCCCAGCCGAGGUGGCAGGAAGCCGAGAAAGCCGGCGAAAAGAUCGGACGAGCCGAAGCACGCGAACGCUCCUGCUGCUGCUGCUGCCAAUCCUAGUCAGCUUCCGUAUAGGAAGGACGUCUUCCCGAAGGUUCCGGCAGCUGUCAAGGAAAUUCCUGCCUUGUCCCUGGCGGACGAGGUUUUGAUCAGCAUGCUAGCUCCGCCGCCCAGCAGCCUGCCGCUGCCGAGGUUUUCCCUCAGGCCCAAGAGGCUGAGCAGCUGCACCGCCGAAGCCGCCGUUAGUGACAACGGGCCGGCGGAUCGUUUCCGCCAGAUUCUCAGGCUCCGAUGAUCGGAAGGGCUCGGCCGCCCGGCGUUAUAAAGUAUCGUCAUCUUGCUUCGAUUUGUCUGGUUUAAUCUUCUGUGUUGACGUGGGCUUUUUUUUUUUUUUUCUUUCUUUUGUUUGUUACUUUGUUUUGGUUUGUGAUCCACCGCCCAAGUAUUUUUUAAGGAAAUGGGCGGUGCUGCGCAAGCUUUACGGAAGGGUUUACUUUAUUAGAACGUAUCGCCCUCGUAAUUCCCUAGCUCGGUUUUAUUUUUAAAAGUAUCCGAGUUUGUAUUUCUUUUCUUUUUCUUGUUUUUUUUCCCCCUCUUUCUAAACAACGAAGAUGUAUCCAAUAGUUGGCACUUGCUUUGUUUUUGGGUAAUUGUCUAUGUUGGAAAAUUAUCAAUAAUAAUAAUGGUAGUUCUUUUGU
Messenger RNA from Linum trigynum, 1286 nucleotides. Lineage: Eukaryota; Viridiplantae; Streptophyta; Magnoliopsida; Malpighiales; Linaceae. The record is from the annotation of a GenBank genome assembly.